Molecule: messenger RNA, 1211 nt
Organism: Agrilus planipennis (emerald ash borer)
Lineage: Eukaryota; Metazoa; Arthropoda; Insecta; Coleoptera; Buprestidae
Product: beta-1,3-galactosyltransferase 5-like
Exons: 2
Coding region: 123-1181 (352 amino acids)
Cellular component (GO): membrane
Molecular function (GO): hexosyltransferase activity
Source: RefSeq, a predicted model, not a curated record
UAUCGUAAACAUUUGAGUACAAGUGCUGGUAUUGUAAAGGUAUCGAUAAGUACCUGCCUAAUAAUUGUGACAUGGUCCGAUUGUAAUUUCAUCUAUCGAACUAUGUGGAUAUCCAUCAAUUAAUGCAAUUAAGGAUGCUUCACAAAGUAUUGAGAAAUGGACCAGUUCAAGUGGUACUGUUCAUUUUAAUUGUUAUUUUCGUCAUUUUAUACUAUCAUAAACAAUAUUCAUUCACAUCGACGUCGGAUAAUAAUGGAUACAUUAAUAUGAAUGAUACCAAUCUCUUGGAAGAUACUUUAAAAGAUAAAUCUGCAGUAACCACUUCAACUAUAGCUCCGACAGUUACUGAACCUGAAAUACUGGAUCCUGUAAGAAUGAUUUACGAAGAAGGUCACGUUGACGUCGAUCCGUUUAUUUGUGAAAACCCAUAUGGAAAUAUUACGUUAACGAUAAUGGUGACGUCCGCUGUACAAAACUUAAGAGCACGUAUGGAUGUAAGAUUGACUUGGGGUCAUUGGUCCAUACGAAAUGAUGUUAAAAUUAUUUUUAUGGUGGGACAAACUUCGGAUGAAAAAGUUCAAUCCGAGGUACGAAAUGAACAAAAUCUGUAUCAUGACGUUGUUCAGGGUCAUUUCAUGGACACAUAUAACAAUCUUACUCUCAAAACAGUGUUUAUGUUAGAGUGGUUAAGUAUCAACUGUCCAAAUACUGCUUUUGUGCUGAAGACAGAUGAAGAUAUGUUUAUUAAUGUUCCAAAAUUACUCGAUUAUCUUUCAACAAAAGAUCCAAAGGAAAGGACUUUUCAUGGAAGGUUAUUUGGAAAUUGGAAACCGGAUCGAAACCCAAAAUCAAAGUACUACGUAUCACUGAAUGCAUACAAGGAUUCAGAAUUUCCUCCAAUGUUUUCCGGGACUGCAUAUGUGUUUCCCGGAUUUUUAGCACAUGAACUAUUUCAAGCUAGUUUAAAUCACACAUUUCUUAAACUAGAAGAUGUUUUUCUAACUGGUUUAGUGGCAAAAGAAUUAGGAAUUGGUCAUACACAUUGGUUACAGUUUUAUAAUUUAGGAUACGCGAAACUGACUCCAUGUAAUAUUCGAAGAGUUGUUGCCAUUCAUAACGUUAGGAAAGAACGACAAUUUGAGGCUUGGUUAAAAGUAAACGACAUGAGACUGAAAUGCUGACGGUACAGAACUGCAUUGAAAAUUUGUAUA